Messenger RNA from Andrographis paniculata, 2051 nucleotides. RefSeq names its product transcription initiation factor TFIID subunit 6-like. Lineage: Eukaryota; Viridiplantae; Streptophyta; Magnoliopsida; Lamiales; Acanthaceae. The transcript has 12 exons. Gene Ontology annotation, molecular function: RNA polymerase II general transcription initiation factor activity; transcription coactivator activity; protein heterodimerization activity. Gene Ontology annotation, cellular component: transcription factor TFIID complex; SAGA complex; SLIK (SAGA-like) complex. Gene Ontology annotation, biological process: RNA polymerase II preinitiation complex assembly; transcription initiation at RNA polymerase II promoter. The record is from RefSeq and is a predicted model, not a curated record. Bases 361 to 1977 code for a protein of 538 amino acids.
UGUUGCGUAAUAACACAUCAUAUUUGAAUCGAUGAACCUUUGAAUCUGUUGUGGCCGGCGUCGGACGUUGCCCUCAUCGUACAGUGUACCGGUGGGCGAUUGGAUAGCUUCAAAGUACGUCUUGCAGUGAUUUGCACACUGCCUGGAAAUUAUAUCCGAAGGGAUUUACAUCCAUCUUGUACUACUGUUGAUUUAGGGUUUUCGUGGCGGGCUGUCAAACAUUGGAUUUACUCCCCCCAAUUUGGCACUCGACAAAUGCUCAAAGGAAAGCUGAUUGUGCUUUGAGCAAUUGCACGAUCGCAAUUGUAUGCUUAUUGAUGCACGAAUUCUCUUAUUGUGGGGAAAAUAAGGAAAUUGAGCAUGAGCAUCGUUCCGAAUGAAACAAUCGAAGUGAUUGCACAGAGUAUAGGCAUCUCCAACUUAUCUCCAGAUGUCUUGCCUGCUCUGGCCGCCGAUGUGGAGUACCGCAUUCGCGAAAUCAUGCAGGAAGCAAUCAAAUCCAUGAGACAUUCUCGAAGAACUACUUUAACGACGGAAGACGUGGAUAGUGCGCUUGCAAUAAGAAACGUCGAGCCAAUAUAUGGAUUUGCAUCUGGAGAUCCACUGCGAUUCGCUAGAGCCGCAGGUCACAAGGAUUUGUUCUAUAUUGAAGAAAAGGAUGUGGAAUUCAAGGAGGUGAUUGAGGCACCCCUACCUAAGGCCCCAUUAGACACCUCGGUGGUUGCACACUGGUUAGCCAUUGAAGGAGUUCAGCCUGUUAUUCCAGAAAAUCCUCCUCCUGAAGCUCUUCAGAGCUUUUCAAUGCCUUCUGAUACCCGGAAAACUGAAUUCAAAGAUGAUGGAGUUCCUGUUGACAUUAAAUUGCCGAUUAAGCAUGUGCUUUCGAGGGAGCUGAAGCUUUACUUUGAUAAGAUCUCAGAGUUGACUCUUAAUAGAUCAGACUCCCCAGUGUUUAAACAAGCAUUACUGAGCUUGGCAACUGACUCAGGAAUUCAUCCAUUGGUCCCCUAUUUCACAUUUUUUGUUGCGGAUGAGGUCUCUAACAACUUGAAUAAUUUUACACGCCUUUUUGCUUUGAUGCGUGUUGUUUGGAGCCUUCUACGAAAUCCACACAUACAUGUCGAACCAUAUCUUCACCAAUUAAUGCCCUCAAUCAUGACAUGCUUGGUGGCCAAAAGAUUGGGAAACAGAUUCUCCGACAACCACUGGAAUCUAAGAAAGUUCACUGCAAACCUGCUUGCUUCGAUAUGCAAGAGAUUUGGCCAUGUUUAUCAUGAUCUCCAGCCACGUGUGUCGAGGACGUUGCUACAUGCUUUCUUGGACCCGUCCAAAGCUCUUACGCAACAUUAUGGUGCUAUUCAAGGGCUAGCAGCCCUUGGGCCUAAUGUGAUACGAUUGCUUUUGCUGCCCAACCUUGAGGCUUAUAUGCGACUUCUGGAGCCAGAAAUGCAGUUAGAGAAACAAAAUAAUGAAGCAAAGAGGCAUGAAGCCUGGCUUGUCUACGGGGCACUAAUGUGUGCAGCCGGCCUCAGCUUGUACGAUAGGUUAAAGAUUAUACCUUCUCUUACAUCGACACCAGCCCAUUCGAUCUUGAAAAACAACCACAAAGUGCUGACUACAGGUUCAAAUAAGCGCAAGCCAAGCUUCGAUAACACGGAUCACCAACCACCGGAGAAGAAACUAGCAACGGACAGUUCUACAGGCUUGAUUAUGCCAACGGCACUCCCAGGGGACAUGCCGGGAACGAGCAGUGGAUAUUCUGCAAACAUGGAUGCUUCUAUGCAACGAUCGAGGUCUGUAAUGGACAAUGUGGUCGGAACAAGCAGCGGAAACUUGAAGAGUACAGCAUCUGUUGGCCGGAUGUGGAAAAAGGAUGCCUCCGCCGACGCCAGAGAUUUUCUGCCUCGGCUUUAUGAAUAUUUUGGCGAGUGUAUGUUGUCGUUUGUACCGUGUCCGGAGGCAUCUUUAUUCUUGUGAUCUUCAACGAUGACUCGAACAUUAAGUUCUAAAUUAAAAAUAUGUAUAUAUAUAUAUAUAUAUUAUCUUAUGUA